Molecule: messenger RNA, 7528 nt
Organism: Ichthyophthirius multifiliis
Lineage: Eukaryota; Ciliophora; Oligohymenophorea; Hymenostomatida
Exons: 3
Biological process (GO): protein dephosphorylation
Cellular component (GO): protein phosphatase type 2A complex
Molecular function (GO): protein phosphatase regulator activity
Source: RefSeq, a predicted model, not a curated record
AUAUCCCAAUAUAUAGAAACAGAGAUUAAUAUCCAAGGCAUGAAUUCUCAAUAAUAGGAAUCAAACGAGAUACGUUAACUAUUAAGUGAAAUAAUGGACUAUUUUUUCCCAGUAUACAUUUAAAUUCUACAAGAUACCUAAUCUCAAUUCGAAGAAAAUAGUAUGUAAAAAACCCGAAAGAUAAUUUUGGAAUUUUUAAGCAAAUAACCAUAUAUAGUAUAUAUUAGAAAUUAAUAAACAAAUUUAGUAUUUUACGAAAUUUUAUUGAAUAUAGUAAUAAAAGAUAAUGAAUAAAAUGCAAUAAUAGCCUCUAAAAUACUGAAUGAGUUUAUAAAGAAUUUACAUUUACAAAUAGUAAUAGACUUAAAUAGAUAAUUUAAUGCAACAUGAAUUAGCAGAAAUAUAAAAUACAUAUUAAAAACUUUAAAGCUUAACAGAAACUGUUUAUGAGAUUUUAUAUGAAAAAACUAAAUAAAUAUAUGACUUUAGUACAAAUGUGAAAGAAUAAAGUAAAUAAUUUGAAAUUUAUAAAGAGUAAAAUUACUAAAAUUAAUAGUAAAAUAAUAAUUCUUGUUAAAAAAUUAUACCCAAUAAUGUCUCCUUAUAGUUUUUGAGUCAAUUGCCUCACUUUUUUGUAAAUAUAGCAGAUUUCGAUUUAUAGCCUUUUGCAAAUAUUUACCAAAAGCAAAAAUAAAGCGAAAGUCAAAACGCUCUUUCGGCAAAAGUAGUCCCUUCCGAAGAAACUAAUGAAGGAAACCAAAAGGGAUACGAUGCUUUUAUGUAAAACAUCACCAAUAAAUUAAAAGACUCGAUUUCUUAUAUAAUAAAGACCCUCCUGGAGAUGAAACUAAAUGAGAUAUGUGAAGAAAUGGGGAAAUAAUUCACAUUCGAAUUCUUUAUAGCACUCACAAAGUUAAAUUAAUUCCUUUUAAUAUUAAUAAAAAGGGGAAACGACGUCCUAAAUAAAGCUGUAUUUAAAAACAUGAACCAAGAAUACCUAAAUUAGCUUUUAGACUAAGAUAAAAUAAUCGAUUCAUGUCUAAGUUUGAUCGAUAAAUGUCCUGAAGAGAUUCAAAUGUAAAAAGUUGACGUAAUAAAUAAACUAAAACAAUUCAUUUAAUUUAAAGACGGCAAAAUAAAAAGUAAAUACAUUCAAAUAAUUGCCAAUGAACAAAAAAUGAUUGGAAACGUAAAAUUUAUAAGCGAAUAAUUCAAAAAUGUAAUGUAUAAUUCAUAUUAAGAAAUUAAUAAAUAAACUAUACUCUCAUCUUUUUUUAUACUUUAAACUCAGUCUAUAAUAACCAUUGUACCUCCUCGAAUAAAUGAAUUAACAAUACAUUUUUAAACCCUAAAUAUGAUAAUAGAGAAUUUGAUAAAAAAUAUGUUCGAUUCUUAAUUAUGUAUUAAUUUAUAAGAUAAGUCAUUAGAAUUUCUUAAAACUAUACUAAAAAAGCAUAUCAUUUAUUUACAAAAUCCGCCUUAAAGACCCAAAAACUCUAAAGAAGCGAAACAAAUAAAACAUAAUUUACUAAUGAAAGUAUUAAAUACAAUAAAUUUAAAAUACAAAGAAAUACAUAAAACAUUCGAUUUAAUAAGAAAAUAUGUUGCCGAAGUCAAAAAGAACAAGAAUGUUAAUGAGGAGUAAAUCAAAAAAAACUCUUAAAAAAAUAUGUCUUAAACUACUUCUUCCAAAAAAGGAGAUUUAGACAUUUCCUAAAUGCCUAAAAUAAAAAUGACUGAAAAUGAAAAAGACAUCGAAAACUGGAAAAAAACACGAAUUGAAUUUAUUGAAAAAAACGAUAUCAAUUUAAGCCAAAACCUCCUCACUUUAAACUAAAUGUAACUCUCAUAUUUAGAUAUUUAUAAUGAAAAAGAAGUUGUUCGUACAAAUGAAGUUAUAAUAAAAUCUGGCCAAGAACUUAAUUAUAUAAAAGAUAUUAAAAUGAAGAUUAUAGAGCAUUUAAUUCAUAUAUAAGCGGAUAUAUAGAGAUAUUUCUACAAUGAAAACCGUGAGGAAGAAUUUACUAAUUUUACCUAAAAAUACUAAAAUUUAACGGCCAAUUAAUUACAAAAUAGGUAAAAAUAGCUCUCUAUAAUGAAUAUAUUAUCUACUGAAUAAAGAAAUAUUGUUAGAAAAAUACUUAGAAACGGUCUUUUAGUUUUCGAGCAUUUCCAUGAUUAUGAUCUUCAUGUAGAUUAGUAAUAAAAAAGGAAUUCUUUGUAUUUUUUUAUGCUUAAUUUUGCAAAUAUAAACGACAGAAUUUCCUUUAAAGACAUUUUUGAACCCAAUAUGGAUAUUAUAUUUAAACUUCUAUUAAAAUAUCACAAUAUAUGUGGUGAAUAAUGCUUAAGAAACCUUAUUAUAGACCCUUUUGUAAACCAAGAAUAAAUUUAAUAAGGACAAUAAUAAUAUUUAAUUGAAAAUGUGCAUUUAGCUUAAAUUUUAAUUACUUAUUUAAUGCAAUAAUUAAAUACAAAUAUAGAGCUGAUAGACUAAUUUUCUCCUUUUUAUGAAUAUAAGGAUAAUUUCUUCCCUAUAGUGUAAUAAUUAAUAAGAAUACCAUUAAGGUGUUUUUCUAAAUUUAUGGAAACUGAAUUCGCAAGCCAAUAUUUCCGUUUAAUUAUAUUUUUCCUAAUAAAAAAAGCUCAUACGUCUUUCUAUCCUCUCGAAUAUCUAACUUUAUUACGUUCGCUUUUUAAAAACCUUUUAAAUUCAUAAAAUUAAAUGAAUUAAAUGAGUAAUACUUUAAUGAUUUAAUUCUAUAAUAUAUGCACUAAAGACUAAUAAUUUUAAUUCGAAAAUCCCUCUUCUUCUUCAUCUUCUAACUAAUAAUAAUAAUUUUAAAACAUAAACAUAUUAGAAAAUCUAAUAGCUUUAUAUGAAACCGAUAUAAUGGAAAUUAAAUAAAUAGUCUGCGAAAUUAUCAUUAUUCUUCCUUUGAGAAUUAAAUAGACACUAAUGUUGUGCAAAACUAAACUUCUUGCUAAGCCUUUAGUUAAGUGCUUAUCGCUUUUUGAUUAAUCCUACACUACGAGAACUUUGAAAAUUUUAGACUAGAUAGUGGGCUAUAAUACAUAGGAAGACUUAUAAAAUUUCCUUGAGGAUGUAAAAGAUGAAUUAAUAGAUAAAUUAUAUGAAAUCCUCUACGAAUAAAAAGUUGUGUAGGAAAUUAAAAAUAAAAAUGCUGAUUUUAACGAAAUAAACAGAAAAAUUUAAAGUGAUCCCGUCACUACAGUAAUAAAACUUCUCGGAAGAUUAAAUCAUAUACCCAGAAUUCAUAAAAUGGAAUUAAAAGUAGGAGAAUAUGUAUAGAAUUGUGAAAAAAUGGACUCUUUUUACAUUAAUAUUUAAGAUAAUGAAAAUAAUACUUUAAAAUUAUAAUUAACACCCAUGAUAUUGCAUUCUAUAGAUAUUUUUAAUAAAUUAAUCGAAAAUUUCUAUUGCUAAACUGUUAGAGGAAAUGUAAUAGAAGGGGCUUUUUCAGUUUUGAAAAUUGCCCUUUUUUCUUAUUUACCAAACUCAAUUUUUGAAAGUACUUAAGAAAUGUAAGAAUAUAGAUAGUAUAGAAACUAAUAAGAAGGGGAUGUUUUAGAAGAAAAGGAAGAUUUAUUAGAUAAAAUUGUAUGCACAUUUAUCGAAAUAAUUGGUAUUGAUUAAAAAUUAAUGUGGAAAUUUUCACUUAUAAAUAGAUUAAAAAACGAAGCUUAAUAAAUAAUAGGGAGUCUAAGUAAAAGCUUAUGUUUUAUAUAUUUAAAAGAUGAUGUUUUGUUUAAAAAAUAUUUCGAUGUAAUUAUUUAAAAUGGACUAAAAUGUACAAAAAACAAAGUAAUAAUUUUAAGAGAAGACUUAAAUAAUUAAAAAGAGUAACUUUUAGGACAAUUCGAGUUUUUGUCAAAAAUGUUUAAAUAAAUUCACGAAUAAAUCAAGGAAAAAGAAAGCUAUUUUAUAAUAAAUUAUUAAGAUUACUUUCUUUUAAGUGUCCUUAACCAUCUUUUAUAAGCUUCGAAUUAGAAUAAAAUUUAUGGCCUGUAAGUUAUUCUAUUGGAAUUUAUUGAAGAACAUUUGCUAGAAUAAGUUCUUUUAUAAAAAGAAACUAACAUAAUAGACAUUAUUAACACCGUUUUUGUAAUAAUAAACCAAUACCCAGACAUUGUUAUGAUAAAAUCAUUUAAAAUUUCCCAAUAAAUAUUAAAGAAAAUGAUUCAGUUUUUAAAGAAAAAUAAAAAUAAUAUCCUCCCUAUCACUUUUAAAGGAAUACUAGCUAUUUUUGUCCAAAACCUUCUUUCAUAUAAAGAUUUAGUAUAUUAAAUAUCCAAAGACUUUCUUUUAAAUAUAUGCUAAGUAAUUCUAAAAAAAAGCCUAAUAGAAGUUUUAAAAGAAUAAAUUGAUAAAAACUCCUUUGAAGAAUUCGAAAAAAACUCCCAAUCAUAAAUUUAAAUGCCUCAGUAAGAAACAUAUGUCUAAAACUACAAAUAAAACUCCAUAUCAGAUAUUAUUUCUUAAAACAACAACACUUUUUUAGCGAUUCUUCUUACUAAAAUAAUCAAUAUAAUUAAUAAUUUUACAAAAAACCAUAAUAACUUUGAAAACAUCAAAUAAAUGAAAUCUGUGGAAAAUGCCUACAAAACAAUCGAAUUUAUUAUGGGAGUAGAUGCUUCUAAGCUUCCAUUUAGACUCGUUUAAGAAGACGAAAACAUCAUCCAAAUUGAAAAUGAUCCUGUACCUUCUUUUCCUGAAAAAUACUUUAAGUUUGAUAAAGACAUUCUCUAAAUAAUAAAUAAUAGUACAUUCAUAAUACAAAAAAAUAACGAAAUAAUGUCCAAAAACGUCAAAAUAAUAAUUCAAAAUCACAAAUAAUAAUAAAAUAUUCCUUUAAAUUAAAGACCACAAUUACCUCCUUAACCUUUAUAAUAACAGAGUUCAUAAUAAUCUUAAUCAUAAUAAUAAUUUUAAUAAUAAUAAUAAUAAUUUUAAGGGCCGUCUGAAUAAUAAUCAUAAGGCAUACAUAUUCCAAUAAGUAAUCCUUAUAUUCCACCAUCAAUAAAUUUACAACAAUAAUAAUCCCAAUAAUAAACACAUAAUUCAUUUUCUAUAAACAAGCACGUGUACUUAAAUGAAGAAGAAUUCGAUUUAAAUAUUGAAGAUAUAGAUAUUAAAACUAAAUACGAAUCCAGAUUAAUCUAAAGUAUAUUAAAUUUUUUCAAAACACUUCUACUAUUGCACCCAGUUAAAAAAGUAUGCAAAGCAAAUUUAAAAAAUAGGGAUAAAUAACAUCAAGACUUCAGCCCUAUAUUAAAUGAUAGAUAUAGAAUUAUACUUAUUUUAUUUGACAUGAUGAUGAGAAUUGAAAGAGGAAUAAGUGAAACUUCACAAAAUUGCCUUUAAGAUAUGUUAAGUAUGGAAAAUCAUCCCAAAGAAUUGCUUAAUAAUGAAGAUAAACUCAAAAAUAUACUUAAACCAGUACUUAUGUGUCUUUCUUCAGAAUUUUCAUAGUUUACUCCAUCUUUCUUGUAGGUUUUGAGGAAAAUUCUAAAACUAUUGACUCCUUGCUUUAAUAAGGCACUCUCUGAUAAAUUGGCUAAACAUUUAGAAUAAAUAACUCAGGAUCCUAAUAAAAAUAUUGAUUUGUAAUGCAUUUCGGGACUUUUGAAAUUAUUCUAGCACCUUUCAUAUGCUUAUUAAACUGCUUUCUAGACAAAUCUUAUGUAAUAAAAAGAUUAUGUAAAGGAUUCUAUUGAUAAAAUUAUUAAAAGCGUACUUAGUAUAGAAUAAACAUAUUCAUAAAUUAAAGGAAAGUACUAAAUAUAAUAAGUAACAAGAAAAUCAUUAUGUAAAUUUAUUAAUUCUAUGUCCAGUUAAGUAAUUGAAAUUUACUUUGUGGAAAAUGACCCAGAAAUUAUAAACAUUUUACUAGAAGUUUUAAAAUUAGAUAAAUCACUUAUAUUUAGGGAAAGAUUUACUAGAGAUAGUAAUUAAUAAUUAGUGUAUAGAUUAUAUAAUAGAAGAAGUGAAAAUAAAUUAUAAAUGCUUAGAAUAAUAAAAAACCUAGCUAGUAAAAAUUGUAGACUGAUGUUAAAUAAUUAACAAGGCAUUGAUGUAAUAAAAGAAAGAUUUGUCGAUAAAAUAAAAAUUAUGAGAGACAAAAAUAUAUCGGAUAAUACGAAUUUAUAGUUUAUUCCUAAAAGUGAGAUUAUAUAUUAUUUGAAAAUAUUAUUGUUAUACAGUAAAUAAAAGUAAACUGAUAUAGAAACCUUAUUUAUUUUAGCAGACUUUCUAAGUAUAAGAUUAUCAUAAGAUGUUUAUUUUAUUAAAGAUUUCUUUAGAGAAUAUCUCCCAUAUAAAUUUUCGAUAGAGACAAAAAGAAAUAUAUUUUCUAAAUUUAUUGAUUUCAUUAUAAAUUCAAUGAAUGAUAAAGAUAAAAUCGAAAGCAUUAUUAAUGUAUCCGCGAAUAUAAUUUACCCUAUGUUAGUACAUUGUAAUAAAUAAGGAUAAAUUAACUAAAUAAUUGACAAAGCAAAAUUUAUUGAAGGAAUAUCUAAAUUCAGUUAACCUCGUUUAAAAUAUCCUUUCUCCUCUCUUGAUAUUGAAAUUUUAUAAAUUUCUUCACUUAUCCUUCCUUAUAUGAAAGAUGAAAUAAAAGAAUAUAAAAAACACUUAGUUUAAUUUGGAUGGAAAUUUAUUAGAAUAGAGGACAAGAUAUUGAAACAUUUCGGUUAUGUAUAUAUUUGUUAAUUUAUUAAGCUUUUUGGAAUUCCAGAUGAAAUGACUUUGAGUAUAUAUAUUUCAUUAUUAAAAAGACAUGACGAUUAGUCUUAAUAAUUUUUCUAAUAAGACUAAGAAAUAGGAGAGCUAUCAAAGAAAGCAUUAAAUAUAUUAAUUCCUUAUUUAGCUUAAAGAAUAUAAAGGAAAAAUAAUAAUUAAUAAUAAAGCUAAUAACAAAUAUAACAACUAUAAUUAUAAUAAAACUAAUAAUAAUAAUAAUAAUAAUAAAGCUAAUAAUAAAACUAAUAAUAAAACUAAUAGUAAAACUAAUAAUAAAACUAAUAAUAAAACUAAUAAUAAAACUAAUAGUAAAACUAAUAAUAAAACUAAUAAUAAAACUAAUAAUAAAGCUAAUAAUAAAGCUAAUAAUAAUCAAAUAAUAAUAAAACUAAUAAUAAAACUAAUAAUAAUAAAACUAAUAAUAAUACUAAUAAUAAUAAAACUAAUAAUAAUAAUAAUAAUAAUAAUAAUAAUAAUAAUAAUAAUAAUAAUAAUAAUAAUAACAUUAAUAAAGUUAAAAUAUUUAAUAAAAUUAAUAAUAAGGAAAUAAUAUAUAACUAGAUUGGAUCAGAUUUACUACAAAUUUAUUUUAGGAUGAAUCAAAUUAAAGAUAACCUAAAGAAAAAAUAAACGAAUUUUUGCCAUAAGUAUAUAAGCUUUUGGAUUAAAAAAAUAAUUCUUAACAUUUAAAUAGUAUACAUAAUUAACAAAAUUUAUAAAAUAAUACAAAUAAUAAUUCUAAUUAAACAAAUACUGGAAAUUUGA